UUGAUCAUGCCAAAGACAUAGAUAAGAAAGACGAGGAGAUUGAAUUGAUAGCCGACAUGGAAAACAUUGAUAGUGACGGUGACGAAGUUGGCCUACCAGAUGCAAUGGAUGACAAUGUUUGCUUCCAUGGGAUAGUGUCUACCUUAUUCACUGAUAAUGAAUUGUCACAUGGUUCCAGCCUAAACAAUGCAUCCCGUACUCCCAUAUGGAAUCCUCGCCAACCUGAAUUAUCCAAAGGACUAAUCUUCAAGUCAAAAACAGAGUUGUAG
Ilex paraguariensis (yerba mate) is the source of this 269-nucleotide messenger RNA. NCBI's taxonomy places the organism in Eukaryota, Viridiplantae, Streptophyta, Magnoliopsida, Aquifoliales, Aquifoliaceae. The record is from the annotation of a GenBank genome assembly.